This is a messenger RNA of Mercenaria mercenaria, 596 nucleotides long. Its product is annotated as beta-microseminoprotein-like. Lineage: Eukaryota; Metazoa; Mollusca; Bivalvia; Venerida; Veneridae. The coding region runs from base 56 to 430 and encodes 124 amino acids. The record is from RefSeq and is a predicted model, not a curated record. The transcript has 3 exons.
AAAAGAUUUUACAGAAACAGUGAACCAAACUUGGUGCACGCUAUAAGAUUGAACAAUGUCUUGUAAAGCACUGUUUGUCGUCUUCAUUCAAGUAUUGCUGUUGUACUGUGAUGUAGAGUCAUUGUGUUGGGUUACAUAUCCGAUACCUGAUGAUAAUGGCCAGAAUUCAACUUGUGAAUACAAGGGUUGGGAAUUUAAAUUGGGAGCUUCAUUUAAAUCUCCCACUCCCUACUGUGAAGAGUGUACAUGCACGGCUAAUGGUUUAAGUUGCUGCGGAUAUGGUAAGAAAGAUGAUUUCACAGUGUUCAUUAUACCCGGAUGUGUUCAAGUGGAUGAUGACAGCACGUGCGACCGGCAAUUUGUUGACAGUACAGACGAAACUCAGCCUUGUUCAGCAUGGGAAAGGAAACGAAGUCUGAAAAACGAAUGAUUCAGUUUGGAAAAAACCUUAUGCAUUAUUUAAAAUUCACUUUGUACCAAAACAUUGUUAUUACAUCUUAUGUUAAAGGCCUAAACUAUUUGUUUGAGGUCUCAGAAGCUCGAUCUACGUGUAGUUUAAAUAUUAGAAAUUAUAUUGAAAUAAAAAGAAAUACUUA